UUUUCAAGUGCUUUAAACAUGUCCGUUUUGUUUCUGUAAUAUUCUAUUGCAUAAGUAACACAUAAGUGUAGUGACUAUCCAUCGGGUGUAAUUGUGUUAAUAUAGAAAUAUAUGUAACACAACGUGUUGCUAGUUAGCUAAGCAGCUGAUGCAGGCAGCGUCAUCGGCCGUGCCCUAAACGACUCCAUACUCCCUACUCACUGUGUAGUGUAACAAUGGCUUCCGCAGCAUAUGUAGGGCACUAAAUAUUUGUAUCAGAGGCAUAUCGAAUACAACCGUAAUCCUUCAUGCUUGGUUGCUGCGUUUCUUUUAACAGAGAGCAGAGUUUUCCGACGAUUUCUCACCGCAAACAAAUGAAAGCAAAAAGCCACUCCCACUCCAACACUAUCCAGUGAACUUGGCAUAAACGGUAACUUGUUUCAAAAUGUUAUCAGCCUUUAAGAGAUCUUUCUUCUUUGUGUCAGAAUUAGUGUUGGUCACCAUAGCAACAGCUAUCAUCUAACUACCUCUCACCUAUCAGUCUGACCUGGCUUUAACCACAGAGACACACCCGUUUAAAUCUGAUGAACGAUGUCAACCGGAGACUCAGGGGAUCGUGGGAAAGAUCGGGAACGGGGUGCUCGUCCAAAAGUGCGUCAGAGCCGCUCAGAGGAACGGCAAGAUGGAGGGAGGCGGAAAGGAGGCAGGGGUAAAAGGAAAGGUCGCUUGGCUCACGAAGCCACGGCUGACCGGCCAGUCAGCGACGGCUUUGAAUACGGUGAUCUCUUAAAUGGGCUAGAACCCAGAAACGGAAGUUUUUCGUUUCGUGAGCGUCGGUGGCGCCAAGUCCUCAGCUCACCCGCAUCCUCGUUGACGGAGAAAGUCUCAGCCAGGAUAUCUCAAAACACUGCAAGCGACGAUCAGUCGGCGUCUGAGACCAGCAGCAAGUCUUCCAGUGGCAGUCGUACCCUCAGGCAGAAGAUUCAGGAUGCUGUAGGCCAGUGCUUUCCCAUCAAGACCCACAGUGGACCUUCUGUGUCAGGGCAGGGCAUCUCAGAGUCCCCUGUCCCAGCUUCUUCCCGGAGAAAGAUACAUCUGAGUGAACUCAUGCUGGACAGCUGCCCAUUUCCACCUGGCUCAGAGCUAGCGCAGAAAUGGUACCUGAUCAAGCAACAUACAGCUCCAAUUUCCCAACCACCCGUACUCGACACUCUCUCUGGCACCGGAGCAUCUGUGUCGACAUGCACUGCUUCUGCAGCUUCCGUAGUUGAGGAUGAGGAUGAUCGCUUGAGAGAGAGGCGGAGAAUCAGCAUAGAGCAAGGUGUCGACCCACCACCCAAUGCACAGAUCCAUACGUUUGAAGUGACUGCCCAGAUCAACCCACUGUACAAGCUCGGGCCCAAGUUGGCACAUGGGAUGAACGAGUUGGCUGGAGAUGACCGGGCCACUCUACAGCAACAGCAGCACAUGCUUCAGAGGCAACAGCAGCACCACCAAAUGCUUCUCCAGAGCUGCUUGGACACUCUAGACGAGGUCGUUGCAUCUUCCUCAGGAUCUGCCCCAUCCUUCUCUACUGAAUCCCAUCCGGAUUCGGAUUCCUCCUCAUCUUCACCAUGUUCCAUGACGAGAGGGUCUCUGGUAACAACAGAGCACUUCAAACCUCAAGAUGGCCACCAUCGUGCCCACACGCAGAUCGACUACAUCCACUGUUUGGUGCCUGAUCUGCUCCAGAUCACCAACCUGCCGUGUUACUGGGGGGUCAUGGAUCGCUAUGAGGCUGAGACACUCCUGGAAGGCAAGCCAGAGGGAACAUUCCUUCUUCGCGACUCGGCUCAGGAGGACUACUUGUUCUCUGUCAGCUUCCGGCGUUACGGCCGCUCUCUGCAUGCCCGUAUUGAGCAGUGGAACCACAACUUCAGCUUCGACGUACACGACCCCAGCGUGUUCCACGCGCCCACGGUCACAGGCUUGCUGGAGCACUACAAAGACCCCAACUCAUGCAUGUUCUUCGAGCCCUUACUCUCGAACCCCAUCCAUCGCACCCGGCCGUUUAGCCUCCAGCACAUCUGUCGCGCCGUCAUCAGCAGCUGUACCACAUAUGACGGUAUCAGUGCCCUGCCAAUCCCCAAUGCCCUCAAGGAGCACCUUAAGGAAUAUCAUUACAAGCAGAGGGUUCGUGUACGAAGACUUGACACUGGGUGGGAGGUUAAAACCUCUGUGUGUGAUUUUUGCUAACUUCUACCAUGGCCAGUAAAAACUGUCAACUAAUCCAGCACUCCUAAUGCAGGCAUGCUAACUGCAACGCAAGCAGGAAAAUCGAACCUUUUAAUUGCAAGCGUUUAAAUUUCUUCAGUAUAAAACCAUGGUAAUCCUAGCUUGUAUAAACCACUGAUUCACAGAACCAAAGCAUCGCUUAUAUGACAAACACCGCACCACUUGGUUACUAAUUUCUACCACAGGCAGUAUAGACUAGCAAGCACCUUGUGGCUAGAAUCAAAACCCACAUGUUCUAAUGCUAAUCAAGGGAAGAUUGCGCUAAACUUACAUUACGAAACACCUCUAGCAUUGACAAACUAGCAACUCCAAGCAUGCAAACGCUAAUACACUAACAAUUGCACGACUCGGUCGCCAACUGAUACAAUGGCAAGUAGAAACUAUUGUGAUAGAGCUAGCAUGAAUCAACCACUGCAUGUCAGUCAAGCACAUGAAAAUGCUAAUCUGUUUUAAUGACCACGUUGCGUUUUCAAGUGGCCUUGAAAUGAGAUUUGGUGUUUCAGAGCUAUUCGUGCGUGCCUUGUGUAUAUCAGCGAAAUGUUACAUUCAUGGGGUUGGGGCAUGGGUAAUCCCCUGUUAACCCUGGCUAGCAUGUUGCAGCUUGCUAUAAAAUAAACCAGCUAGCUUCUUUACACCAAUCAAAUGGCUUUGAAGUAUUGUUAAUGUAAAUAGCUAGCUAGCUAGCUAACUAAUAAACCUGUAAUUAAAUCCAGCUAGUAGGUUUUGUAGCUCACAGCUUUGGAUCCUUCAAUGGAUUUUGGUAAAAUAAUUCACCCAACUCAGCACAAGUACCUAGAUUUCAAUCAUGUGAAAGGAAUUUCAAGGAAUAUUCUAGAAACUCCAGUCUUGUCUAGAAUUGCCAUUCAUGUCCCAGGAUGGCAUAAACUGUUUAGCUCUCUGUAUAAUGCCCAUGAAAAGCUAAAAAGCUUAAAUCACUGAUAUUACAAUUAGUCACACUCGAUCAAAGGUGCAAAAAGUAAAGAAAACCUUAACGAAAUAUUUUAUUACCUUGGCAAACAGUGACGAAAUACGUCACGUGAAUUGCACAGCUUUGCCCUGCCUCUAAAUGUCAUCCUGUAGAAUUGUGGGUGGGACAAAAAUCUAUAUAAUACCAAUUAUUUGUUUACUCUGCCUCUUUUUACACACCCAGUUAUGUUUAGCUCACUUCUUUCCCACACCCACUCACAUUUCACCUUCCAGUUCCUCACACCCAGUCACAUAUCACCUUCCAGUUCCUCACACCCAGUCACAUAUCACCUCCCAGUUCCUCUCACCUUGUCACGUUUAGCCUUCCUCUUUCCCACACCCAGUCACACUGCACCUCCAUCUCCUACAAACACAAUCACGUUUGUUUAGGAAAGCCAACUUCUCACAAGCCAAUCAGAUUGCUUCAGGUUGAAUCAGUCCCGCCCACAAGAAUAAGGCAUUGCACUUGGAAGUACAUCAUAAUAAUCAGUAUGUGUUCGAAUUACUGUUACAUCAUGAAGUCAUUUCACUGCAGAACAUUCCAGACCUGCUGACUAACCUUCAUAUCGUUUGAUAUUUUGUCCUGCUCUAACGAAUCACUCAGUUUGUUACACCUUUAGAGGAUGAUUGUAGAAUAUUUAAGGAUAUUUAACUGUGGAUGAAUGAAGUACACAAUUCUUUGCACCACAAAUUAAUGAAUGUAGCAGUUUUGUAAAAUUUCUAGAAGAAAGCAGAAGGAACUCUACUUCACCUCGAUGACUAGUGAUGCCUUUAUUGUCUGGAAGUCCACAUUUGAAGGUUAUUUUUUUGCACUAUUUCCUUACACGUGUCUCAACAUGGGUUAACUAACCAGCAGCGUCGAUUAGACAUGUGUAGAAUAAUCAUACUGCACUUGUUGGUAUCAUAAUUAUUAGGAUGUAUCGUAUACCUGACUAUUGGCACAUGCUUAGCGAGGGUUAGUAUGAUUAAUCUGAUAUAAUUGGAUUAAUAUAUGGAAAGCUUCCAAACCUGCUGCAUACAAACACACUGUAUACACACACUGAGAUUCUCUCUUCAGAGUCUUAAGUAAUGAAGAACUGGAUAGCAGAACUGUAUUUAUUGCAAGUGUCUUAUUUUUGUCUUUUUUUUUUGUGGGCCAGUUUGUGAGAAGAUUUCAUUGCAAAACAUUCUGAGCUGCAUGAUAUUUUAGCUUGCUAAUGCAACCGCAUACAAAUGUUUGGUGCUCUGCGGUGCUAUUGUUUUUUAAUGCGCCUUCUGUUGAAUCCCAUGUGCUAUGUAAAAUGUCUUCAAGUUUUCAUUUGAAUGCAGUUUACAUGACUGAUGGUUGAACAUUCAGACCUCAGGGUUACUUACCUGGCAGUGAAAUGUAACUUCUAGGACUGCUAGCUAAUAUGUAUUCAUUUAGCUAGUUAGCUCAUUUGCUAGAUGAAAGGUUUGGAGAAAAUCUGUUAAAAAAAAUACCAGAGAAGUGAAAUUGCAUAAUUUUAGUUUCCAAUGUAUUAAUGUUCUAGCUUUAGGACUACCUGACACCUUGUUAUGUCUAUAUACACGAUAUUGGCAAAAGUAUUGUGACAACCCUCCAAAUCAUUGAAUUUGGGGGUUGGGCUUGGCCCCUUAGUUCCAGGGAAAGGAAUGCUUAAGGGACUGCGCACCAGUGCACAACGCAAGGUCCAUAAAGACAUGGAUGAGUGAGUUUGGUGUGGAGGAACUUGACUGGCCUGCACGGAGUCCUGACCUCAACCCGUUAAAACACCUUUGGGAUGAAUUAGAGUGGAGACUGUGAGCCAGGUCAAAACUGGGACGUCUGCCUUUACAUGCACAUGAAUAUAAUAUGGAGUUGGCCCACCCUUUGCAGCCAAAACAGCUUCAAUGCUCCUGGGAUGGAUUUCCACAAGGUUUAGGAGUGUGUUUAUGGGAAUUUUUGGCCAUUCCUCUAGAAGCACAUUUGUGAGGUCAGGCACCGAUGUUGGACGAGAAGGCCUGGCUCACAGUCUCCGCUCUAAUUCAUCCCAAAGGUGUUCUAUCGGGUUGAGGUCAGGACUCUGUGAAGUUCCUCCACACCAAACUCACUCAUCCAUGUCUUUAUUUACAAAGUUGGGAGCAUGAAAUUGUCCAAAAUGUCUUGGUAUGCUGAAGCAUUAAGAGUUCCUUUCACUGGCGCUAAGCUCAACCCCUGAAAAACAACACCUGAAUUCAAUGAUGUGGAGGGGUGUCCUAAAACUUUUGGCAAUAUAAUGUACUUCAAAGGCAACCGAGUAAAUUUUAUAACAUAUAUUUAAUGUAGUUAGCUAUGCUACCUAUUUUGCACCUCAUAUAUAUCUGGUAAGUUUUGUUUCUAAUUUUGGUAAUGAAUUUAAGUUGCAGAAGGUAAUCAACAAGGGCGCAUGAAGAACAGGAUCGGAACACAUGGCUUUAUUUUCUUAUUUAAAGCGCCGUUUUUAACUUUGCUGUUUCACUUGCUUUCCAGUCCUUUGUGUUAUUUCGGGACCACACUGAACAUCUGCUGAACAAAUAAAUACACCAACUCUGAAUAUUACUGUGUUUUUGUUUUUUUAACAUAUUUAUUUCUUUUCUUUUCUUUUUUAUUUAACACAUACUCGGGUUUUUGCUGAUAAUAGUUUAUUUCUAACACAGCAAGAUAAAAAAAAAAAUAGGUGGAUGACAUGAAAAGCAGACAAUAAAC
Molecule: messenger RNA, 5902 nt
Organism: Hemibagrus wyckioides
Lineage: Eukaryota; Metazoa; Chordata; Actinopteri; Siluriformes; Bagridae
Gene: socs9
Product: suppressor of cytokine signaling 9
Exons: 2
Coding region: 571-2214 (547 amino acids)
Biological process (GO): phosphatidylinositol phosphate biosynthetic process; intracellular signal transduction
Cellular component (GO): phosphatidylinositol 3-kinase complex
Molecular function (GO): 1-phosphatidylinositol-3-kinase regulator activity
Source: RefSeq, a predicted model, not a curated record